GUAAUCACCAUCGACUCCAGUGUGGAGCGCUGAUGACCAAUUGCAAACUGACGCACGACGCGGAAUUGGGUGAUCCACUGCUCAAGUUCAUCGUUGGCAGACUGCUCUGAAAGGUUGCCGCCGACGCAGGCGGCACGCAGAGCCAGCUGGUUCGCAGACAAGCGCGUCAUCCGCGGCGAGGCGCGGUGCGGCCGCUAUUCCUGGUGUUUACUUUCGGCGCAUCGCAGCGCACAGUAGGAAACGCUUUAUUUCGGGGCGCACUGAGGCGCUGCUGGCACCGCCGGCAGUAAAGUGUAUCAGCAAGGCUCAAGUAUUUUCGGCAGUCGGACUUCACCGGCGUGCUCCGCCCGGCGAGACGACGUCUUUCGUAAAAAGGUGGCAGCACAAGAUUCCACGCUGCGGGCCAGAAGUUCCAGACGCCACCGCCAGAUCGUGCCACGGCGCAGCCAACGUAGUCGCUUGAUCGGCAACAAGUGGUCGAGAUUCGAGGAUCGGCUUAAGAAGUUGAAAGUUAUGGCGCUACGGUUCUCGCUGAGGCGAGCAUGUACAGCACGCGCGGCCGCUCGCCCGUGCUGCAGGUGGCGCAGCUGCCGGCGCUGGGGCUGAGCCAGCGCUUCUCGCCGCCGCCGCCGCCGCCGCCGCCCCCGGACGCCGCCCCCGGCGCUUCCGCGUCCGCGCCGCCCCUGCGGGUGUCGGUGCAGUGCCGGCAGGGCGGGCGGCGCUACUCGCGCUCCUACACGGACGUGCAGGCCGCCAUGCUGCUGAACGGCGACGCCCCCGGGCAGGUAGCCGGCGACCACAAGCCGCCGCCCUCGCCGCCGCCCCAGAAGCCGGUGCGCCGCGUGCGCUUCGACCUGCCGCCCUCGCCGCCCGCCACGACCGCCAGCCCCACCGUCAAACCCGUGCAGGUGGCGGGCGUCCAGAGCUGGCUGCGCAGUCGCGCCGCCGCCGCCACCGCCUCCGCAGCCGCGAGUGCCGCCGCGAAGCCCGCCGUGGGCGCCAGCUGCUGCCACGAGACGGCCCGCUACCGCCGCGGCACGCUGCCGCCCCCGCAACCCGCCGCCCCCCCGCCACACCAGCAGCUGCUGGUGCGCGCGGCCCGCGAGGCGGACGAGGACGCCUUCUGCCAGCUCAUGGACCUCUCCGGAGCCGACGUCAACUGCGUGGACGCCAGCGGCAGGACGGCGCUGAGCCACAUCGCGGCCCACGGCUCGCUGCCCAUGCUGGAGGCGCUGCUGCAGCACCCCGAGGUUGACGUCAACAAGGCCGACAACGAGGGAAACACGCCACUCCACUACGCCGCGCAGGCCGGCCACGUGGAGGUGCUCAACUACCUGCUGAGCCGGAGGCCCGACGUCGAGGUGGACGCCCGCAACGCGCUCGGCUUCACGGCGCUCAUGAAGGCCGCGCUGCAGGGCCGCACCAAGUGCGCCAAGCUGCUGCUCUUCGCAGGCGCGUCGCCGACGCUGCGCGACUCUGGCCGGGGCCUGCGCGCGGAGCAGUGGGCGCGCUUCUGCGGGCGCUACGUGUGCGCCGAGGUGAUCGAGAAGUUCGCGCGCCACCGCCUGCUGGAGCGCACCACGGCGUACGGCCGGUGGGGCAGCGAGCCGGAGCUCGGCGCCCGUCUGCUGCUGGGCGCGCGGGCCUCCGCCCCCGAGCCGCGCGCCUCGCCGCCGCCCUCGCACGGCCACGGCCUCAAGUCGCGCCUCCGCAAGGCCUUCCGCACCAACAGUAGCUCCGGCUCAUCCUCGUCACCGCCACCAGCAGUGUCUCGCUACUCACUGGUGACGCAGCUGACGACUGCUGCACUGUGUGCCAGCUCCCCAGUGCUGCCUGCUGCACCACAUGUGCCACCAGUUGUCAAGUCGCUUAUCCGGCCACUCACCGUGCCCAAGGUGCAGGUGACACUGGCAGGAUCUGACAAUGCCCAGGAAGCAGAGACUGAAGAAAAUGUGAUGCAGCAGCAGCAACCACCACAGCAGCAGCAUGCAACUCAACAAAAGCCACCAACAGCAAAGUCAGCCCAAGGAACUGCAAGGCACAAAAAGAAGAAAUAACAUUUACUCAUUGGUCCAUUGCCAUACACACUGGCUCCAGUGUAUAAAUUGGCAUUCAUCAACAAAGGCUGAACGUGUGUUUACAAGAACUUGUGGUGUUUCCUUCUUUUGGAGCUGUGGAUGCACAGGUGCUAAAUUGUUUCUGAAAAUCCAGUGAAAUUUCUGGGGCAGAAACAGCUGGAUUAGGAGGAGAACAUCAUAAAUAACUGAACAGCACUGCUGUGUCUGUGGAGCAUCAGAAAUUGCACAGAUGGCACUGAACUCUUCAGUUUAAAAAUCAUCAAGCUAUAACACAGGGUGUACCUUUAUACAGUGCCUACAAGCUCACAGGUCCAAAAAUUUUGAUUCCAUUAAGAACAAAGAUUAUUAUAUUGAUAAGUUCAGAUUUUUUGUAGAACAUUAAGCUAAACAGUUGGAAAAUGAAAAAUUGGUGAAAGCAGUUACUAUACAACAAAUGAGCAGAAAAAUAAAUGCAAGAAAAUUUAUAUUUAUUGUAUUUAAGUGGAAAAUAAAUUCAGUCUCUCUCUCUCUCUCUCUCUCUCUCUCUCUCUCUCUCUCUCUCUCUCUCUCACACACACACACACACACACACACACACACACACACACACACGUUCUCCAAUAUCAGCUUUGAUCCUGCAAAAAGGCUAUUUUGUACAUCUACAAAACUGUUACAAAACUGUUCUAAUUGCCAAUAAUUCUCCUUUAAUGCUAAAAUUUUAAUGAACUUCAAUGUCCACACAAAAAACUUACCUAUGCACCUUCAUCUCUUCUUUAGACUUCUGAUGUCCAGUUCUCUCUCUCUCUCUCUCUCUCUCUCUCUCUCUCUCUCUCACCCCUUUUAAAAAAUCACUGCCAACCUCUUUAACACUUACAAACAUUACUACGCCUUGUGAGGAUCAACAAAAAACAGAUCUUUCAAAUCAUCUUAUUCUUUGCACAGAUUCCAUAACUCUUAAAUACAUAACCAUCCUUGCAGGAACAGUGUUUAUAGCCCAAAACAUCAAAAGAUCUUAUUCCUCUUACUUUGGAGAUUUUUUUCUCUUUCUCAGAGACUUUUCCUCAUCAUGAUUGUAGCUCAUGCAUGUCCUUGAUGCACUGUGAUACUUUUACAUUGUUUCUUGUGUUGACAUAUAACAUUUAUUGGCAGAUUUUUUUGCAGCCUUGAGAACAUGUUUGAACCAGUGGCCUUGAUCAGAAGAUGAAUUUAUUCUUCACUAGUUGGUACCUUCUUUUAAGAUUAAUUUUUCUUUCACACUAGAUAUUUUACUUCAAGACACAAUAUUACCGUGAAAAAUUUUUUUUCAAAGUAGAAAAAGUCUAUAUGUUUCCUUCCAGCAUGUGACAUUAAAUGUGUUAGUAUACAUGUAUACACCUUUCACAUUUGUCUGAACUGGGAAUUGUAAUAGUAAUCAUUAUUGUUCAAAAUUAUCUGACUAUAAAAUGAAAAUGAUGCUGGAAUUAAGAUGUUUUGCAGUGUGGAAUUAGUUACAGAUUUUAGGGGCAGCAAGUCACUGCUUACAUUUAGUGUUUUACAUUUGGCUUUUGACUGAGACAGUUCUUUCCCAGAAGCUAAAUGAUAAAUAUGGCUACUCUAUCACACAAUCAUCUUUUGAGAGGAAAAAAAUGUGUUCAAGAGGUAAAUUAACCAUUCAUGCUGCUCACUGUGUUCUACCAGUUGCUUGUAGUGUAAUGGUCUGAGACCAGAUUUCUUAUAAUUGUGUUGGUUAUAUCAGAGAUAUUCCAAUAUUUUAAGGAUAAAAUUAAUAUUUACAGUACAAACUAAAAUAUACUUCCAAUAUCUGUAUUUAUGUCCAGCAGGAAGUGCAAGUGUACAAUUACAUACAUGCUUUGCUUGAACUUUUAUGUUGUGACAUAAGAAGAAGUUAAUGACUGCUUGUAAUGAAAAAAUAAAGAAUGACUCCACAGACAUACCAGCAGCAGACUCAAUGAACUGAAACAAAACACAAAACACCAAAAGACAACAGGGAUUUUAUCUGUAUGUACUGAAUUAAGAAUAUCUUAUUUGUUAUACUGCACUAAGUGAUAUUAUGCUAUGAAUUUGCACUGUCUUCCCUCCUAAAAUAGGAAUUAUCUCUUGCCUAAAUGUAGCUGAAUUCAUUAAAGGGUUUUCUCUAUGUUUCUGUACUAAUAAUUCCAUGUCAACCAUGUUUCCAUUCAGUGAAUUUAAAAUAUGUAAGCCUAACACAAGUGUUUCUGGAGUUUUACAAUGUAUAUAUUUGUUGUUAUUGAUUGUGAACUGUGGUACAAUGAUGCUGAACAUAUAUUAUAGCAUUUCUAAUAUUUCUUGUAACAUGACUUUUUAAAUAAUGUAUUGAAUAUUCUGUCAAUAAAAAAAUAAUACAUU
Schistocerca gregaria is the source of this 4424-nucleotide messenger RNA. Its product is annotated as ankyrin repeat domain-containing protein 33B-like. The transcript has 10 exons. NCBI's taxonomy places the organism in Eukaryota, Metazoa, Arthropoda, Insecta, Orthoptera, Acrididae. Gene Ontology annotation, molecular function: protein binding. The record is from RefSeq and is a predicted model, not a curated record. Bases 543 to 2057 code for a protein of 504 amino acids.